GGGGGCAGCAACGGGAACAUACUUUCACAAACUCUCAGCGUCUUCAAAGAAACGGCGCACAUCUCCACCUCAGAAGAAGACGCGCAGGGGAGAACGUGUAGAAAGGAGAAAAGCAAAGAUCAACCAGAGACGCCUCAACUUUCCUUGGCACAUACAUCCGAAGGCACACCUCAUGGCGGCCAGAGCGCAGGGAGCUCCGACGAAGAGGCAAACCAGCGCUUUUGACGUGCUCUAUCCUGAGCUGGUGGACUACAUCGUGGAAAAAGCUGCAAAGUGUACUCCGUUGAAGCGGCUGGGAGGGGUGCAGUGGACCAGCGUACAGGCACGUGCUGAAGGUACCCUGGACGUGCUUCUUCAACGCCUUCCUGCUUCGAGGCUCUCUUUGAAGAGCUUGGACCUGGACCUGAGCUCGGGAGGGAAGGCGGAGCUUGCCUUUGACGUGAACAAAGACAUGAGGCGCAUUCUCCAAGUGUUCCCCAACCUCGAGAAUCUGAAACUGCGAGGAGACUGGUUCGCUCCUUGCGAGGCGACGAACCAGCUCACAGACAAGGAUGACCUGAACACCUGCCUCACCACCCUAGUUCUUUCCAGCUUCAAGCUGCCGCCUUGUUCACAAGUGUUCAAGAGCCUGUCUUUCCUCACAGCUCUCCGCUCGCUACAGCUUACUUGCGAGUUCGACGGCAGCCUGGCACUCUCCCCUUCUGCUUCCUGCUCUCUUCCUAGCUUGCAGGCCCUUCAGACCUUGCAGAUAGACGUUUUUGAUGAAGCUCUGGUGGAUUCUCACUUCCUUCCCAACUUGGCAGAGCACUGUCCUAAUCUGCAGCGCUUGCUGCUUCGCACAGUUCCCGUCUAUGCACAGGGCAAAUCUGUUGGCGAACUGGCGCCUCAAAUUGCGGAGCUACAGGAAAAGUGUCCGCUGCUCGAGCAGAUUGUCAUCAGCCGCAGCGAAAUGUUGUUCAGAGCUCGGUUCUUGGAGGUUCUUGUUCAGUCUGACCUUGCACCAGAGGGUUAUGUUGACAUUUCAGACUUCAAUGUUCCUAUAAUGAGCAAGAAGGGCUCGAAGAUGCUCAUUUUGGAGGACAGCACGCCCGAGGGGAGUGAGCUUUGGCGGGGAUCUUGUUCUGUGACUUUGUUCCGGUUCGUAGUCCUGUUUCCAUUCGAGGAGCGGCGGAUCCCAGGAGACCGGAAACGGAUCCAAAGACGGCUCCUGGGAAACGCUGCUGCCAUCAGCAGCUGGUUUCACGCCUUUGUUUAA
Molecule: messenger RNA, 1255 nt
Organism: Klebsormidium nitens
Lineage: Eukaryota; Viridiplantae; Streptophyta; Klebsormidiophyceae; Klebsormidiales; Klebsormidiaceae
Source: the annotation of a GenBank genome assembly